This is a messenger RNA of Ahaetulla prasina, 3031 nucleotides long. It is a transcript of the gene NFKBIB, whose product is annotated as NFKB inhibitor beta. Gene Ontology annotation, biological process: signal transduction; cellular response to lipopolysaccharide. Bases 203 to 1261 code for a protein of 352 amino acids. NCBI's taxonomy places the organism in Eukaryota, Metazoa, Chordata, Lepidosauria, Squamata, Colubridae. The transcript has 6 exons. The record is from RefSeq and is a predicted model, not a curated record. Gene Ontology annotation, molecular function: protein binding. Gene Ontology annotation, cellular component: cytosol.
CAACUCCCGGCAUGCCUCUCUUCGCCCGAUAAGAGCGCUUGGCCGGGGAAUCCCCAGGCCUCGGAAAUUCCCCUUCAUGGCAUCCUCGGCCGGGCCGCCCGCUUGAGUUUCGUCGGCCCUCGGGGGGGGGGCUUCUGGGCCCGGCCUCCGCGAUGGCACCGCUGCCCGUAGCGGAGGUUCCUCUGUAGGCCCGUCCCGAGCCAUGGCCUUCGUGCAGGGCCAGGGCGGCCCCAGAGAGCCGAAGAAGGCCGAGGCUGGGGGCGAGGAGUGGUGCGACAGCGGCCUGGGCUCGCUCAGCGAAGGGCAGCUGGUCCAGCUCCGGGAGGAUGGAGGCCUGGAGGGCCCUGGAGACGCUGAGGGGGGCCCUGGGGGCUUCCCAGUGACCUCUGACCCCACCGCCCCCCAGAAAUCGGAGGAGGAGGGGCGCCUGGACUCGGCCUUGGGGGGCGACGAGGGGGUGGGCGACCUGGUGGAAGGGGUGGGGGGCGUCCACCUCCAGAGCCAGGUGGGCCCCGAGGCUUGGCUGCGCCACGUCCUGGGCUUCGUCACUGAGGAUGGAGACACGGCUCUUCACCUGGCGGUGAUCCAUGAACACGAAGCUUUCCUGGAUUCUAUUCUGCAAUACACCCAUGGAACAGAUUACCUGGAUAUUCAGAAUGACCUUGGCCAGACUGCACUUCACAUCGCCGUUAUCCUCGGGGCAUCCAGCUUUGUGGGCAAACUCGUGUUGGCGGGAGCCGGGCUGGACAUCCAAGAGAAAGGAGGCCACACGGCCCUGCACUUGGCAUGCCGAGAGGGAUGGCGGGAUUGCGCCGAACAGCUUCUGGCACCGCUCACCAUCCAAAGGCCCGGUCGGGGCAACCGUUUCCAGGCCCAACUGGAUUGUACCAAUUACGAUGGUUACAUCCCCCUGCAUGUGGCCAUCCUACGGAAAGAUUUGGACAUGGUCAGCCUUCUAAUCUCUGCAGGAUCUGAUCUCAACAAGCAGGAGCUAAGUUGUGGCCGGAGUCCCCUCCACCUGGCGGUGGAGUCCCAGAGCCCUGAAAUGGUGGAAUACCUCUUGCGUGCAGGAGCUGACACAGAGGCACGCAUGUAUGUGGGCUACACACCCAUGUACAGCGCCGUGCACCGGCCUGACCAAAAAAUCCCACAGCUGUUACGGGAAUUUGGCUCCGAGGAGCCAGAUUGGGAUUCCGAGGAAAGUGUGGACAGUAACAGCGAGGAAGAAUAUGACGACAUCGUGAUCAAUUGUGGCCACUAGAAGGGAGCCUGGGAGCCCUUUUACCCCACACAGGACUCCACUGAAAGUACCCCAUGGUGGCAGCUGGCUAUGAUCUCUGUAGCAAUUGCAUCUUCACUGUGAGCUAGAUGUGAAACUUAUUUAUAAAGGCCGGGACGAAAGGGGAAGCAGCCUCACCUGGCCCGGAGGCCUCUUCCCCAGUGGCCCCAUUCCGAUGUGUACCCUCCGUUAUUUUGUCCUGCUUCAGAAAUGGAUGUCUUGUCUCUGAUGUCUCGCUCUUGCCUGCCUUGACGUUUCAGAAUCAGUAGGUUUGGGUUUCCUUUGUUAUUAGCAAGUGGCUGGCGUGUGUCCCGAGCAGAGCCUAGUUGUGAAAAGGUCUCAUCUUGUCUCAUCUCUUUCUGGAGCACACACACGCACCCCACCUUUCCUGGGAAUGCUCAUGGUCAGAUUCAGGGUUUCCCUUCUUAAUGUGGGUCCAGGUCUGUGGAUUUUGUUCUGGAGAGCUGGAGGGUCGGGGGAACUUGGAUGGGCUCCCCCACCUCUCGCAGUCGGAGAGUUGGAGAACUGCCCGGCGCAAACAACCAGAUCCACAGGUGAAGAGUUCAAUUAGCCACUUCAUUGCUGGUGCCUAUAAUACAGGAAUCUGCUCAGAUUGGUCAUUUGCGCUUGGGUCCCACAAAAUAAGGUUCAACAGCAUUCAAGGAGGUCAGACGUCGCCCUUUUGUGCCUACGUAGAGAUUAAUCUCUUUUCAACUCACUGUCACCUGACCCGGCAUGAGAUCGUGGGCGAGUGUAAUCCUAAAUAUUUGGACCAAUUUUUAUCAGGGGGCUUAGCAAAACACAACCUUUGGGGGUCUCAUAGCAGUUGGGGGUUGUUUAGUUGGAGGUGGGUAGAUCUCUUCCUAAAGAAGGACAGAAUUUAGGAAGAAGAACUUUUGGUCUUUCUUUCCCUAUCCGGGGAUUGUUAAAAAAAAGUGGAAUGUAUACCCCGUUUGGACUAGCAGUAAUUAUGUCAGGCCCUGAUGAAGGGAUGGUCUUAACUCACCUUGUCUGGAAGGGCGGCUUAAUUAUUGCUCGGACCAGCCCUUGCUGGACAGUUAGAAACGAGUCCUGAAAAACUGCCCUCUAAAUUACAAGGCAAAUAAAUCCUUUUGGCCAAUCUUGCCUCUCUUCCCAUGCCGGCUUUAUUUCUAAGUCUUGGGAACAACCUGGGAAGCGUGGACUGAAGUCUCGUCUCUCCCCAGUAUCUGACAAGCCCCUAAAAAUGGCUCGUCCCCAAAAGGUGACAGCGGACGACAUCGCUGCGAAGGAAAAGAUGUCAGUGCAAAUUUGAGAUGGUUAGGGUAGGUCUAACUGCAGCUAGGAUUCUAUGGAAGAAGACAGAAUUGGAACCCGGAACCUGCUUGGAACUGGUAUUUAAUAACAAUUGGGGGUGGGUGGGGCUGGAGGUUCCCCACUCCCCUCCUAUGGGCUGUCUCUGGAGUGAAAUGCCCCCGGGGUGUCUCUUUAAAAUAGAGAGUACGUCUGCAGCAAAGAGGAAAGAAUUGUGCGUUUGCCAGGCCUUUGAACUCUGCUCCGCCUUGCCGUGUUUCUUCUCCCCCUUUCAAUGGAGGCUCAGUGUUUUGUGGUUCCAGUGUGGUUUCCUGUGACCUGUAUAAAUUUGCAUUUAUGACUCGGUUCGGUCGGUCUCUUUCUCUCUCUCUCUCUGCUUUUUUUCCUCUUCCUGCCUCUCUCCCUUGAUUGUAUUCUGUAGGUCUUCCCGAGCAGACAGAUUAAAUCUUACGGAUAUGG